Molecule: messenger RNA, 4184 nt
Organism: Limulus polyphemus (Atlantic horseshoe crab)
Lineage: Eukaryota; Metazoa; Arthropoda; Merostomata; Xiphosura; Limulidae
Product: protein tramtrack, alpha isoform-like
Exons: 6
Coding region: 49-1599 (516 amino acids)
Biological process (GO): regulation of transcription by RNA polymerase II
Cellular component (GO): nucleus
Molecular function (GO): protein binding
Source: RefSeq, a predicted model, not a curated record
GGCCUACUAUUCCUAACUAUUGUAAGUGUGUUAAGAUAAUUUAUCACAAUGGGAUCCCAACAGUUUUGUUUAAAGUGGAGCAAUCACCAUGACAACAUGCUAAAUGUUUUUGAACAGCUUCUGUUCAAUGAAGAGUUUGUCGACGUGACACUGGCCUGUGAAGGACUUAGUUUAAAAGCACAUAAAAUGGUUUUAUCAGCAUGUAGCCCUUUCUUUCAGAGUUUGUUUAAAGAAAACCCCUGUAAACAUCCGAUCGUUAUAAUGAAGGACAUGAAUUACAAAGAUCUGAAAGCUAUUAUUGAUUUUAUGUACCAUGGUGAAGUGAAUGUGUCACAAGAUCAGUUGUCAACCUUGUUAAAAACAGCACAAAGUUUGAAAGUAAAAGGCUUAGCUGAAGUUGAGGAUAAAGAACCAGGUGAGAAAGAUGGAACCAUUUUUCAUGAAAUGGUCCCAAAAGUUGCUCGUGCACCGCAACAAAACACCUUAACUGAAAGCCACCGUCACUUGAUUGAAGCAGCUUCAGUCAACAGAAGAAAAAGGGGAAGGCCACGACGAAGAUCAGGAUCUAGUCACAGUGAUGUUGAAGAGUUAUUACAGACAAAACUGAGACAUUCAGAAACUUCUGAUCUUUUGAUUCAGGAAGUGUAUAGUAAACAGAUUUCUAAAGAAGAAAGGCUGGUUCCAUCCAUACCGAUGGAUGUUUCCCCUCCAUCGACAGAAUCUCAGAAAAUUGAUUCCUGUUCAUUAUCUUUCCAUGCAUCCACUGAUCAGAACUUGUGUAAACUCGUAGCAGAAAGGUCUCGAGAGGUCUCACAAGAAGGAUUGCACAUGGAUAAUGAAACAAGUGAAGUAACAGAUCAGUUUCAAACCUGCACUUCAUUUACCCAGACAGUUACAACAUCAAGCAACCAAACACAAGAUGAGCCAUCACCACCUACUAUUUUGAGUCCUUCUGCUCCUGCCAAUGCUGAAUCUACAAUUGAGUCAACAAUUUCUAGUCAUACGUCAACGAGUCAAAUGGUUGUAUCAACUGCUACACUAGGUUCAUUACCCUCCACAUCUGCUUCAGAAUUAAAGACAACCGCUAUGCUGGAAGAUAUCAAGCCAGUUGUGUCAUCCCUAAAGGACUCAUCCACACCAAAUUGUGAUCAAUCUGCAGAAAAGUACAGUGUUAUGCCGUAUGUUGACUCUCUAGGAAUGCCGUCUCUACCUGGCCCCAGUACUUACCAGCUGGAUCUUAAUUUAUCACAGACACAUACUCAUCAUCAACAAACAUCUUCUCAAGACCACACCCAGCAGAAUACUUUGGAAAUCCUUCAGCACCAAUACCAGGAGAUAGCGACACUCCACAGUCCUUUGGGCUUACCAGCACCACUCGCUGCUGCCCAAACAGUCAGCUACGAACCAAAUAAAUGGUACCUCCACCCUAGGAGUUUCCCUGGACAAAGAGCUCGAGGUUAUAGAAGUUUAUACUCUCAUCUUGGAGAGUGGAAGAAGAAACCUGUGUGCCCACACUGUGCGAAGACUUUUUAUGAUAAAAGUACUUUAAACAGACAUGUGGCCACUAGAGCUUGUAGAGGCUUUAGAGAACAACUCUGAUCAGUAUCUCAAGUCUCGUGUGACAAAAUCAGCUUUAGGAAGAACCCAGACAAAUCUUAUUCUGAAGCUUGGAUUUGUUGACACUUAGGCUUUAUAAAAAAUAAUUGUGUUGUUACAUACAUGGUAGUUUCAUUUGGUAGAGUAGUUUUAGUUGCUGAAAUUGAUAUGAUUUAUGGAUAAUUUCCAGGUGCAUGUAAUUUCAGAAGAAAUGGUAAUACCAAUAAUUGAUAUAAAAAAAUUCAAGUCUUUGUCAAAGGAAAAAGUUGCCCUUUUUUGUUAUUUAGUGUGUGUGUGUGUGUAUUGUUUUAACAGUUUUGUUCAAGAGCUGUAUGAGGCUUAUUGUAUUAGAUAAUUGUUGUAUCCCUGUUAGUGAACUGGUCCGACUUCUGCAUCUUUGAAGCUUUUGCUUCGUUUGGUAAUAAACUGAAAUUCAUUGUGGCAAGGUAUAUCUAAAGAAACAAGUUACACAAAGAAAUUACUUGUCAACGUAGUGAUAAUUACUUGUAAAAGCUUAUUUUCUCCUAACAAGUGACAGGUGUCAUUGAAACCAGUUUUUGUAUUGUGGAAAGUCUAUUGUUUCUUAUUUCUGUAAAAAACUAAAGAUUGAAGAAUUGUGUAUGUAAAUACCUGUACUUUCAACUGAAAGAGAUAUUUAUGGGAUACACUAAAACAUAGUUCUGUUGUUAAGCAGACAAAAAUAUUAGGCUUUAAUUAAUAUGCACAUUUCUAUCAUGGUAAUGAUAUUUAUAUCUUAUAAAUGAUGUAGUAUGAUUUAUUACUUAAAGAAUUGACCAAACUGAUAAUUUUAAGAAGUCACUGAAAGUAAUAAUGUAAUUUAUCAAUGUGGUAUUGAAUAAUGUUGAGCCACAUUUUUGUGUAUGAAAUAUCUGUAAUAUGAUUUGAGCCUUUUCAAAUUAUUUUAAAUAUUCUUCUAAAUGGUGUGCUCAAAAUAUGCUAUGAUUUGUGGAUGGUGCAGUUUUCAACAGAUACGAACGUUACUACAUAUAAAUAAAGGGCUAAUUAGCAGGUUUUUUGUUUGUUUGUACAUUUGUACCUUUAAUGAUAGUUGUUUGAAAGAUUAGCAAGUGUACAAGAAAUUAUGAUUGGUAUUUGAUUUCAAAAACUGAAGGCUAGUUGGUUACUUUAACCUCCUUAAGUUAAUCCGGUUUAUCAUUGAAUCUCGUAUGCCAUAAGCAAUUAGUGACAGCAGUGACAAACACAAUCCAAAAACAGUCUGGGAAGGAUUGAAGGUGUAAGAUACUGUAUUAUGCCACAUUCCCUUAAAGGGCCUGCUAUGGCUGUUCACUGAUGUGGAACUGUACGCCUCUGUAUGCAUCCUUACUAAAUUAAAAAAAAACAAUAACAUAGUAACUAGUUUGAUACUGUUCUAUAAUGAAGUGGUAGCUCAUGCUUAUUGUACAUUUUCAAUAUGUAUGACUGUAUCAACUAUCUUAGUCAGGUAUCAUGAGCCAUUGUUCCACUAAUAUUCUUAACACAAAAAUAGAAGAGUUUAGCAAACAGUUACGAGAGUGAAGUGAUCAAUGGGUUUUCUCAUCUAGUUGACUUGAUAGUUGGUAUUAUUUGAGUGAGGCAGUUUUUAUUUAAUACAGUAACAUGCUUAUAGUCAGACUGUAUGUAUAAUUAUAUUGAUGACUAGGACUAGUGCAGUAUCAACUGGAAAUUCUUUUUUUUUUCAUUUGAUAGUUUUAUUUUUUAAUUUUCUAAUUUUAAAAGGGAUCAUUUAUUAUCAGUGAAACCAUACUCAACCAACCUGUUGCAGAAAGAAGUUAUUUAAUUGGUUUAACCUCUUGCUUGAUUCCUUUUCCAGUUGCAUCUCAUCUGAGAAAACAAGCUUGUUUAUACAUGUAUGUAAUUGUGUGUUUUCAUAGUGUCAUUCAAUAGAACCAUAUGGAACAAGUGAAAAUAUUUACUGUAACAGAUACUUUUGGAGGUUGUUUCAGGAAAUAAAUAGUCAUUAUAUUCAAGAAAUUCUGAGCAAAUGAUGUCAAAGAGUUCAAUGUUUUCUGAAUACAUUCCAUUUUGGGGUAUUCAUGACAUUUCUACGUUAGGAACUUUUAGUUUCAAAAUUCACCAAAAGAUGGAUUAUAAAUUUUUACUGUAUGUUACUGUGAAGAUUCAUCAUGAUUGCACUUUGUACAAACUUGACAUUAUUGUACAACUCAAAAGCCCUUUAAAUGGGAUGAAGUAGAUAUGGAUAGUAAUAAAAAGAGGGCAAGAUGAUUUUCAGUACAGUGAGUAACAAAGAAUGCCAUUCUUCUUGAUAUACCUUUAGUUAGUUUUUAAACAAUAGUGGCAUUAUUCAGAUGACACCUAACAUUCAAGAACAAUAAGUUUAGCUUUGUUUAGUAUUUCAGUUGUGACAUAGAAUGCUAUUCUUUUUGAUAUACCUUUAGUUAGUAUUUGAACAAUAGUGGCAUUAUUCAGAUGACACACUUAACAUUCAAGAACAAUAAGUUUUGCUUUGUUUAAUAUUUCAGUUGUGAAUCCUACAUCAACAUUAAAAUAUAUUUUUGAGAAUUUUUUAUGAUCAUUAUGGCUAGGAAUAAUGUUGAUAGGUAAAGAGU